AUGGAGGAAAAAAAAGCCUUAUCCGCAGAAGAACAAACACAAAGGAUGACUAGCCUCACAAUCUCGAGCGCCAUUUUCCCUCCCAAAUCGAACCUCCCCAAGCCAUCACUAUCAUCAUCGUUCAAUGGCUUGCGAAUCGCGCAUUUGCGCCACACGCGCCGCCCCAGACUGUCGUCCGGUCGGGCCUCGUCCUCAAUGUCGGUGGUGACGAUGGCUAAAAGAGAGGAGGAGUUGAAGGACAUCAGGGCUAAGUCGACGGAGGAGCUCAAUGAAGAGAUUUUGGAUCUCAAAGGCGAGCUUUUCAUGCUCCGCCUCCAGCGAUCGGCCAGGAACGAGUUCAAGUCUAGUGAGUUUCGUCUUAUGCGCAAAAGGGUACAUCUUUCUCUUACGCUCCUUCUAUUUUUCGUCAAUUUGUUGUUUUUUUUUGCUUUCUGA
Molecule: messenger RNA, 435 nt
Organism: Striga asiatica
Lineage: Eukaryota; Viridiplantae; Streptophyta; Magnoliopsida; Lamiales; Orobanchaceae
Source: the annotation of a GenBank genome assembly